Aspergillus uvarum CBS 121591 is the source of this 1521-nucleotide messenger RNA. Its product is annotated as PQ-loop repeat-containing protein. The record is from RefSeq and is a predicted model, not a curated record. Bases 120 to 1418 code for a protein of 432 amino acids. Lineage: Eukaryota; Fungi; Ascomycota; Eurotiomycetes; Eurotiales; Aspergillaceae. The transcript has a single exon.
AUCCCUCCUCUCAGACGGGCCUCAAGACCGCUGCCCAACUAUCAGCACGCUAGAAUAAAGAGAACCUGAUCACCCCAGUCGAAUUGUUUUAGACGAGACCAUACAGUCUACCUCAUACAAUGCCUCCUCCUUUGAUACAAUACCUGCAACCGGCGCUGCCCCAGCAUUGCGAACCAACCUCGCCUUUCCUCGCUGCCAUAUCCUCCUACCUCCAUGUCUGCGUGCCUACUUCGUUAGCCUUGAUAUCUUCCCUCUUGGGCACUCUCAGCAUCAUCUCCUGGCUAUUCGCACAGCUCCCGCAAAUCUACAAGAACAUCCAACUCCAGUCCACAUCAGGCCUGUCACUCUUCUUCCUGGUCGAGUGGUGUCUAGGUGACGCGUGCAACCUCCUGGGUGCCUUGCUCACCCGACAGGCCGGCUGGCAGGUGAUCGUGGCCGGGUACUACGUCUUUGUUGACGUCACUCUCGUCUUCCAAUACUUCUGGUACACAAUCUAUCGACGGGGACAGGACGGCUAUGGUGCCCUCACCCACUCGCACUAUGAUAAUGGAACGGGAGGUAUUCUGGAGGGCGUUCCUUUCUCAGAGGACAACUCGAGCUCUGAAGUCCCACGUCCCCUGGCGGGCAUUCCUGUGUCGAGCCCCAAAGACAUGAAGGACCUCAAAGAGCCCACUGUAAGCACCCUCAACGGCCAGUCACCAUCCUACAGCAAUGAGAAGUACAGCUCCUCCCGCCGCUCUAUCAUCCGCACCAGCAGCAGUGGGCCCAGUCUGCCCAUCGGCUCACCUCGCACCCUUCUGCUCGCUUCCAUGCUGUGUGCCGUCCUCGCCAACGCUGCCCCCACCGAAAUCCAAGCAACAACGACAACAUCCGGCCUCUCCCCGCAUGCUCUUGAAGUGCUUGGCCGCAUCAUCUCCUGGAUGUCCACGGUCCUCUAUCUGGGCUCGCGGCCGCCCCAACUCUACAAGAACUACUGCCGGAAGAGCACCUCCGGCCUCUCCCCACUUCUCUUCAUGGCCGCCUUCUCUGGAAACUUCUUUUACUCGGCCUCCCUGCUUACCAACCCCAACGCCUGGUACGACUUCCCUGCCUACGGCGGUGGCGGAUGGGCAGAUGCGGACGGCAACAACCGAGCGGAGUGGGUGAGCCGGGCCAUCCCCUUCUUCUUGGGCGCGUUCGGCGUCUUGGCCUUUGACGGCACCAUGGGCGUGCAGUUCCUGAUGUACGGCUCCCGCGACGACGAGUCCAUCAUGGAGGUCGAGGAUCCCAAGGAUGGUCGUAGCCACUGGACUCGUGUCCGCGGCUGGAUGAGGGGCUGGAUCCCCUCGGUGUCAUCUUCUGCCGUCGCCUCGCUUCGCAAUCCCGAGAAUCAGGCCCUGCUCCGUCAACAUGACCGUGAGAGAUACGGGGCUGCCUGAAGCUCACGUUACUCAAACCAACUCUUCAGUUUUGUUGUAUUACACCGCCACCCAGUGUCUCCCCGGAAAAGCCUCGGUCUCGGGACCUGUUUUUCUGCCUAUC